Molecule: messenger RNA, 828 nt
Organism: Rhododendron vialii
Lineage: Eukaryota; Viridiplantae; Streptophyta; Magnoliopsida; Ericales; Ericaceae
Exons: 1
Coding region: 156-527 (123 amino acids)
Biological process (GO): mRNA processing
Source: RefSeq, a predicted model, not a curated record
CUAAUUUUUGGUUAAUUACAAAAAAGGGUCCAACCAAAAUCUCAAACGAAGAACACAAACACACCCAAUGCCAGCAAUGGACAGGCUCUCCAAAACAAAACCCUAAAAUCCUGAAUCUCAAAUUCCCUUCUCUAACUCCUUAAGAUCUCUCCUCAAUGGCUUCUCUUCUCCAAAACCUAAUCAAAAAGCAAUCUUCCAAACUUAUCACCGCUACUCUGGUUAAACCACCUCUACCAAAUCUCAUACCACCCCUCUUAACACAUCUUCAUCACGAUCCCACCAUUACCAAUUUUACCCCUUUCAAAACAGGGGAUUCGAUUCCUCCUGAUGCGACCCCGAUCUUUCCAAGUUUUCCAUUUGGGUUAUGUUUAAACCCCAUUUAUUCAACUGGCUUCGUGCCAUCCGACGCCGACGGCGUCGUUUCCGACGAGGGUCUGUGGGCAGAUAGUGUAAAGAAGAAGAGGAAGAAGAAGAUGAACAAGCACAAGUUGAAGAAGCUGAGGAAGCGUCUCAGGAAGCGCACUUAGGGCUUGGUUUGGUAAGAAUUUGUCUCUUGGGAUUAGGGUUUAUGGUUUUCUGUUUAGUGACUAAACAAUGUAGUGAUUUACAGAUAUGGUAUCAGUGUUUGGCCAAAGAGAUUGGGAAGGGCUUUAAUGGGUCAAUUUUGCCUGUUAUUCAAGAAUAAUUGCAACAUUUGUUGUUCAUUUUGCUGACGAAAAAUGGUGAAUUUGUUAAGUUGUUGGCAGGCAGCAUUAACUUCUUGUAAGUUUGGGUUCUGAUUUACACAACUGUUGGGAUCACCUUGAUUUACUUGGAACUUAUUACCAA